CUUCGACUGGAAAAAGAGUGUAGUGUACGAAAUAUCAUACAUAGUAUUCACAUACUCGGGUUAUAUAACAGCCUCUGGUAUCACAGCCAUGGAUGGACUCUUUGUUGGGCUCUGUCUUCACAUUUCGGGGCAGUUUGAGAUCAUCCAGAUGAAUAUUGCCAAACUGGUUGAUCGUGAGAUUGUUGAAAUUUCGGCCACCAAUCCUCCGGAUAGCGAUGGAAUAUUUUCAGAAAAGCAGAACAAGAUCAUCUACCAACGCCUAAGAUGCUACAUUAUCCGACAAAUUGACACCAUUAGACUCUGUGAGGAGACUGUUGAGAUUUUUCAGCCAAACAUCCUCCUGCACUUCUUCUCAGCCGCCUUCGUAAUCUGCUUCAGUUCGCUGUGCUUAAUCCUGUCAUUGGGAUUUGCCCGACUUCUCUACGUGUGCUACAUCGGAGCUGUUACUACUGAGCUCUUUGUAUACUCCAUCGGGGGGAGUUAUAUAUCAACUUCUAGCAGCAAGAUCUGCAAUUCAGCGUAUUUCUUCGACUGGUACAAAUCCAAUGAGGAUGUUCGUCGUCUGCUGCUGAUGCUAAUGAUGAGAGCACAGAGGGAAAGUGGUGUAUUUGUACCAUUCUUUCAAGCAUGCCUACCAACAUUCACAACGAUUCUCCGUUCCGCCGGAUCCUACAUAGCACUCCUCAAGACAUUCAUCUAAGAAUAGGCUAAGGAUGUAAGAGCGAUUGUUACAGACAUUUUCAGCUCAAUUUUUACGACAUCGGCACUAAGAGAGAUGGUAAUGAUGAUGAUGGAAAAUAAGAUUUUCCUCAUAAUACUGUUAAAUUAAAAUGAUGAAGAGAAUAUGGCAAAUGAGAGAGUUCGGUCAUAACUUUAAUAUCCCACCACUUUGCUAUAUUAAGCACACGAUAGACGAGAAAAAAGUAGAUUUUUGUGCAGAGUCUACAAUAGAGAAAUAAAUUGCUUCUCAAAUUAAUAAAAUUCAUCACAUUCUUAUUCAAACUACAAUCCCGAGAUUCUUUUUGUGCUUUGAGUAAAAAAGAUUCAAAAACUCACUGAAUUGCAAGUAGCAAUUGUAUUACCAUUCAAGAACAAAAAUUUUAGAAGGAAAUCUAUUUUAAUAAAUUUGAAAACGAAUCAUGGAAUUAUAUUGCCAAAUUAUUAUCACACAAUUGUAGAAAAGCUCAUUUCUCUCUCAAAUUAUAUUAUAAAAUAAAGUUAUUUGCAAUGCAAUGUUUCUUGCUUUUGAAUUAUUUUCCAAAAUUCGCAUAAAACCUACCUAUCUAUACAAAAAAAA
Messenger RNA from Phlebotomus papatasi, 1297 nucleotides. Its product is annotated as odorant receptor 22c-like. Lineage: Eukaryota; Metazoa; Arthropoda; Insecta; Diptera; Psychodidae. The coding region runs from base 89 to 700 and encodes 203 amino acids. The record is from RefSeq and is a predicted model, not a curated record. Gene Ontology annotation, cellular component: plasma membrane. Gene Ontology annotation, biological process: sensory perception of smell; detection of chemical stimulus involved in sensory perception of smell. The transcript is spliced from 5 exons. Gene Ontology annotation, molecular function: odorant binding; olfactory receptor activity.